This is a messenger RNA of Cotesia glomerata, 1367 nucleotides long. RefSeq lists its product as uncharacterized. The transcript is spliced from 6 exons. The record is from RefSeq and is a predicted model, not a curated record. NCBI's taxonomy places the organism in Eukaryota, Metazoa, Arthropoda, Insecta, Hymenoptera, Braconidae. The coding region runs from base 328 to 645 and encodes 105 amino acids.
UUGUCUAUAAUUUUUUUGAAUCUUAUCAAGCCAAUAAAGUCGUACUAAAAAAAUGUUUUUUACCGAAUUUUUGAGGAGUUCAUCAGGCGCCGCUUGCACCUUUGUUCUAUUUUCAAGCUCAAGAUAUUUUGUCCGCUGUUCAAUUAAAAAACUAACCUGUUAUUGAAGAGACUCUACCAUUAAAAAGUAAUUAGUCACUGCUAGUAUCUAAAGAAGGCGUUGAUUGAUUGCAAUUAUAGUUAUUGAAGCCAAUUUAUUUUAGUGCUUCGGGGUCGUUUGUUCAACAACGACUUAUUUUUUCUAAGCUUAUCUUACAAAAUUUCCAACAUGAAGUUAUUGAUCAUCCUGCUGAUGAAUAUCUACCUUGCAAAGUCUUCGGAGGACCAAGUUCUUAUCCAUGGUCCCAACACUCCGGUCUACAAGUGCAAACUUGUAAACGGACAUGUUAAAGUUGAAACAGUGAGACAAAAAUUCGACAAUAAGGCAGCCAAGUACUCCUACGAUGAAGCGAUCCAUCCAAAAUUGCUGGUGGUGGUGGACUACAAGGACUACAGCAAGGACGGCGAGCAAAAAUCUCUGGACAAUGUAGUAGAAACAAUCGAAAGUAUCAACAUCGAUUACGAAUUUGUAAAUUCUACCCCGUAAGUUGAGGCGUUGCUGGCUGGAGUCGUCUUGAUAACGGUUAGUGUGUCUUCAAACUCGAAAAUUCAACCGGGUUUUUAAUUAAUGCCUCUUAUUCCAGGAACGGGAUGUCUACUUGCCACCAUCGACUUUCGGGGUGAAUAUCAGCCCGAGCGUGUGCCUUCCUUCUAAUUACGGAGGUCGAUGCUUUACCCAUUGGCUCUGUUGGACGCGGUCACCCUGGGAUUAUGCUUCAUCUGAAUCGGAACUCAAGAGGUUCAGCAAUUGGUUCAAGAUUACCGCGGAGCAAUUCGAAGACUCGGACUACGAUGCGUUCAUCUAUUCAUUCCCUGGAUACCUUGCUGGAGGAAAUCCCUGGGAAAGAAAAGCAGUGUGGUCUUUGUCCAGUGGAACAGUGUGUAAGUCAAAGCCUGGAGCGAUUGUCACUAAUCGGUUUGGGUAUUCUUUCUAUGGAUUUUCAAUGGAGCUUGCGUAUUUACUUGGAUUGACUCAUAAUGAAGACAAACUGGACUCUCAUUGGUACACUUAUGAAGAACAUGAUGUUAUUUUUAAAUUGGACAGGAUAAUAGACUGGAAGAAUCAGACUGCUGGUAUUAUUAAAGAUAAUUACCGGCGUGGUAAGUACUCCUGUCUUAAGAAGCCUGUGAAAAAAAACGAUGACUACGAUUACGAAUAAUUGUCAGUAUAAUAAUUUUGGAAAUAAAUUUGAGUAUGUAAUAAAAUUA